Molecule: messenger RNA, 813 nt
Organism: Dichomitus squalens LYAD-421 SS1
Lineage: Eukaryota; Fungi; Basidiomycota; Agaricomycetes; Polyporales; Polyporaceae
Exons: 2
Coding region: 1-813 (270 amino acids)
Molecular function (GO): oxidoreductase activity, acting on CH-OH group of donors; flavin adenine dinucleotide binding
Source: RefSeq, a predicted model, not a curated record
AUGCCAGCUGUCGGGUCUCACUUGCAAGACCACUUAGCGAUGCCAGUCGAGUUCACCACACCAAGCAGUGACUCCCUCCACUACCUACUCUCGAGCCCGUUGCAAGCAAUUCUCGAGUUCCUCAAGUACCUCUUGAUGGGUGUCGGCAUUCUCUCCCAUGCGUUCCAAUACAACUCCACCUUCUUUCCUACCCGCCUACUGCGCGAUGACCUCACGAUCGAUAAGGACGACCCACGCAACAACGACACUUCCGUACCGGACAAUCGUCCUGAUAUCGAGUACAUGCAUAUCCCAAAUGACUGCAUCGGUGUCCAGGCGCCAGGGAAGGGUGCUUACUCGUUCCUCGUGACGCUCAUACGUCCCAAGUCCGAGGGUACCGUUCGCCUUGCGUCCACGGACCCUCGCACACCACCCGCAAUCGACCUUGGGUAUCUCACGGUACCUGAAGACUACGCUCCUCUUCGCGCAGGCGUGCGGUUGGCUCUCCGAGUCGCCGAAGACGUCCGGAACCAGGGCUACCUGUUCGGGAAUCUCCACGUUCCGGAGGCCGAUACGGACGAGGAGAUUGACAGAUUCAUUCGCAAGAAUCUCAUAUCAUGCUAUCAUUACACCUCUACCUGCCGCAUGGGCAACAAGACCCACGGUGCUCGUCCGAGUGUCGUCGACGCCAAGCUGAAGGUACAUGGAGUUCAGGGUCUGCAGGCUUGUGACGCCUCGGUCUUUCCUGAGAUCAUUUGCUCCCAUACGAUGGCUCCCUCGGUCAUGGUGGCGGAGAAGUGUGCGGAUAUGAUCAAGGCUGAGUACAGGGAAUGA